AUGGCGAGCAGCUCUUCUACUAGCUAUGAUAGUGUAAAACAAGAGAUUUACCAACUAUACGCAUCAUCUCUGAUACCUUCAAUUGAUGCUGGUCUUACAUUAACAGAAUUUUGUCGUGAAUAUGAACGUCGCUACAAUCAUGGACCAAUACCCUAUCACGAUUUAGGCUAUGAAACGUUGUCACGAUUCUUAGGAUCAAUGAAAGAUAUAAUACUUAUGAAUUAUAAAGAGUGGCCUACACGUUGUUAUUUAAAUGAGAAUGGUGAUGUUAAUCAAAGAACGGAGAAAAUACGAGUUCGUACUGGCACUGAAACUUAUGACGAAGUCAAAAACAAUAUUUAUUCAAUAUUGACCUCCUCGAUAUCAAUCAAAUAUGGACUUUCAUUCACAGAAUUAUGUCAACAAUAUUCAUCAGAAAAUGAUGGCCGACAAUUGCCUUUCGCACAAUUAGGUUAUGCAACUUUGACAGACUUACUAAAAACUAUGUGGGAUGUUGUGAGAAUUGAAAACCGACGAUGCUAUUUGAGUGUUGAAAAAACGAUGAAAGUUCAGCACAAGAAAAAGAAAUAA
Rotaria socialis is the source of this 570-nucleotide messenger RNA. Lineage: Eukaryota; Metazoa; Rotifera; Eurotatoria; Philodinida; Philodinidae. The record is from the annotation of a GenBank genome assembly.